Molecule: messenger RNA, 2716 nt
Organism: Eurytemora carolleeae
Lineage: Eukaryota; Metazoa; Arthropoda; Copepoda; Calanoida; Temoridae
Exons: 15
Coding region: 350-2599 (749 amino acids)
Biological process (GO): regulation of transcription by RNA polymerase II
Molecular function (GO): RNA polymerase II cis-regulatory region sequence-specific DNA binding; DNA-binding transcription factor activity
Source: RefSeq, a predicted model, not a curated record
UAUGGAUCAUUACCCCAGCCUAGGCAGUGAUCCUGUAGCUGGCUAGUGUCUGUGGGGGGGGGGUCAAAUCCGGUUCAUCUCUCCUACUCUCCUCUACUACUCUACUCCUCCUGGGACAAGGCUGAGUAAAACCGGUUUGUAUCCUCCGUCAGUAUAUUUUUGUGUGCAGCCUAGUGUUUAAUAAGAAGAAGUGAACUAGUUUAACAUAAACCUUCCUAGCGUGCAAACACAAGAACUUGUUACAACCUGUUAUCUGGUUCAAAUAGAUUCAUCUCAAACCGCGCGGAUUUUCUUACUUAUACAAUUAAGUAUAACUGCAAAUUUGCCAUCUGUGAUAAUUUAUCUGAAAAUGGCAACGCUGCGAAAAGUCACAUUGACACAUAAAGAUGGAAUUGCUGGCAAUAAAAUAGACGAAAAUCCCCCAAAACGCAAAAACGUUAUUUUGAAACCGUCUGUGAUUCCCGCUGAAAUAGAUCCGAGCUUGGAGUCUGAACCCAAGAAGUUAAAACUUGAUAUUAAACCCCUGAAUUCAAAACUUCUGACCCACAAAAAUGUUAAGUUAAAAAUCCCGGAAGAUAAGAUUGUUCCAUCGGAAGACGACCAUUUAAAAUCGUCGGAGUACGUUCAACAUGUAAAUCUAACCCCGAAAAUCUUUGGAAAUACUCAAGGGAAUAAACAGAAUAUUUCUGGAGUCACAGAAAGAUCCAAACAUGUGAUUUUACAAGGAAGCAAUUCCUAUCGUCAUCCUGAAAAACCAUUGCGAAACCAUAUCAACGUGAAACCAACCCAGGCCAGCCUUCUCAGACCUUGGACCAAAUUCAUGGAAAAAGUGCUUGAUCCUAAACCACUAACUGUUAAAGGUUCAAACUUUACUCCGAAAUCGAUCAAACCUGAAGUUCCUUUUUCUACAAAAAUCAAGGAAGAACCGAGAGAUGAAGGAAAUGAACCAACUCCUGGCUCUCAGAGAAUUACAAAAGCUGUUACUCUGGGUAGUAUCAAACUAGAACCUAGAGAAGAGAACCCAACCCCUCCUGUAGGACAAGUAUUAAAGGAGAAGAAGAGAAAGAUUCCUGAUCUUGUUCCUAUCAGUGCUAAAUUAAACCUGGAGACUUCAACGUCGAGCAGAGGAAACCCGGAGAGGGCUGAACCGGAGUUUGAUGAAGUAAAAUUGAAUUUGUUCCGAGAUAGGGUUGUUAAUACUAACAAGUUUAACAUUGAACCUCCCCCAGAUAAAUUUAGGAGAAAAGAGCAAAGAUUUAUCCAGUUUAUUCCCCAACCUUCAACCCUACUGGAGAACAGUAGGUUGGACGUGGAAGAUACAGUAGAAUGUGAAGAUUGUGGCGGGCAGGUUCCCCCUGAUUUUCUCUCAAGACAUUAUUGUGUAAAAAACCAGGAGUUAACUCAACAAGAUCAAAUGAGUAUAAUACUACCGGGUGUCCCAGUAAUUGAAGUAUUGCGAAAUAAUCCCAAACUACUGUUCCAGCCACGACACAAGGAGAUAGACCCCGACCCACUGAGCUGGGAUGAAGAGGAUGAGUUGGAGGAGGAGGACCUGGAGAGGUUCGGCCAGGUCGAGGUCAAGAUGGAGACCCUGGAGGACGAGGAGGUUCAGGUUAAACUGGAGGAGGAGGAUGAGAUUCAGCUCGGUAUUGAGGAAAUGACGGAGGAGUUUGAUCUUGAAUCUCCUCUACAAAUAGAUGAGCUGGAGCAGCAGCAUGAAGAUGAGGUUGAAGAUGAGAUUGUCAUUGAAUCUAUCCAUGAGUACAUAAUGUGCAGGAUUUGUAAUGAGAAUAUACGAGCAGGCAAUGCAUCUGUACUAUCCCACUUCAGGAGGCAUAGGCCUCAGCUAAACCUGAAGGGUGUUUACCCCUGUCCGUAUUGUGGAAAAGGAUAUAAUAUGGGUCAUCACACGGAGAGGCAUAUUGAAACUGUUCACUGUAAAACUAAACAAAAAUGUAAACUCUGCGGUGUCAGGUUUAUGAAUUUAAAGGCCCAUCAGGAGAAAUAUCAUACUCUCAAAAACGUUGAUACUUGCGAGAUGUGUGGGAAGGUAGUUAAACACUUGAGCUCCCACCACUGCCCCAUGGACUCAAUGAAGACGAUCAGAGAGAGAAACAAGAUGGUGGACUGUCCAAGUUGCGGAAAUAAUGUCAAGGAAAAAUAUCUCAGAAUUCACAAGAAGAAUCAUUGUGUUGGGAGCAGAACAUCAACCUUCUCAAACUUCAGGACAGAGGGAAAGAUUUUAAGUUUAAAUGCGCGAAAUGUAGAGACUUCUCCUGCAAUCUCUGCCCCCAAUAAACAAAAUAUUAACUGGAAGGGAAGAAAUCAAAAACUUGAAGAAGACCUAAAACCUAUUCCCUCUCCUGAAGAUGAAAGAACUAAGCAGAAUGAAUCACUAUUGGUCGGCAGAUAUAGGAAGAUUCUUCCGGCGCCGACCUCAAAGAUCUGUAAACUGGACUUGAAAACUCCGACCGCCUCUACUGUGAAAAAAUCUAUCAAUCCCGGGGAAAACAAGAUAAAUCCGGAUAUUUCGUCAAAACUUUCAGGCCAUGAAACAAGGAAAGAACGUCGUGGGAUUUUUAUUCUAAAUCCAAGAUAAAUUUUCUCCCAAUGGCAGAGCACACCAUUUAUUCACCAAUUAAUUCAUUUGUCUAAUAAAAUGCUAUUUGUUGACUUUAAAAGUCAAUAUAGUGAAAUAAAGAGAUCUAAAAAUGGA